AUGCCGGAUCCCUGGGACAGCAAGACUGUCAUCGGCCUUUUUUGCGACCCUUAUGUCGCCAACACUAACCUGGAAGGCGGUCACUCGGAGGAGACGCUAAGCGACGUCUCCGGGUGGCUCCGGGAUCUGAAAGGCAGCAACCCCAAGGCAGCAAAGGUCCUGCAAGAGGCCUCCCAUCUUUUUGAAGAGGGAGCGAGGCUUGGCAAUGAAGGUCGGGGUGCCUUUGGCUCCCCUGCCGGGGCUGCCUCCUGGUGCGUCGCCUUGCGCAAGGCUUUGGAGGCGCUGAAGCAGGGAGAUAUGCUUCUGGCACCUGGUGGCUGGAUCCACAACAAAGGCGGCCACGCCAUCCUUUACCUGUUCCAAAGGAUCCGCGGCAACGAGUUCGCUUUUGCAGUGUGCAAUACCGGAGAAGGAGUCAAUGACCAUCCACAGGACGCCGGGGCUGCCGUGUUUCCAAAGGAGAAGCACAUAACCUCGUGGCGGCUGACCGGGAUUCCCUCGGAACGAAUUCUGGAUGAGCUCUGGCUCCACUCCCUUUUCAAGAUUUAUUUCACCAAAGCAGACCACCACAAGCCGGCGAUGCUGUACGAAGUUCUGCUGCCGAUGCUGCUGCCCAACGGCGAUGUCCGCAAGCAAACUGACGAGUCGUGGCAGACCUCAGCCACUUUACAGCGAGCUGGCAGCUGCUACUACAAGUGCAUCCCGGCCGCCCUGCGACUGAUCCUGGGAACUCGUGGAAUCGAAGCGCCAGAAAGGAAGCGGCUGAUGUAUCAGCUGCGUGUCCAGCAGCUCCAAAGAAUCCAUGGAGCCUUGGGAAGUACAGACCUGGAGGGACUCUCACGGUCGGACUUGAUGGUCGUGGAGUUCGCUUGCCGGCAGGUCGCGCAGAAGGUGCUCCGGGAGGAGCGGGUGGGCCUCCCGGCCAAAGACAUGGAAGCAGUUCGCGAUCUGAUUGCAGCCGUGGACUCCAAGGUGGGCGAGGCGCACCAGGCGCAGCGCGAAGCCAUGGCUGCCCGGGCGGUGGGAAUCAGCGAGGGCGCGAAUCCCGCGAACGUCGGCUACGUGGGCUUUCCUGGCUGGGAAGCUUUGUCAAUCUCUUGGGCUGGGAAAGGCAACAACAACUACCGCGCGUAUUCCCACCUCAUGGGGGACAAAGACACCCAGCGACUGGGAGAGCAUGUGGACCUCGCGAGCCUUCGCCAGCUUAGCGGCAUUGAACUGCUCCGCACUGUUCGGACGAUGUGCGAUUGCUUGGAGCGAAAUGGCUUGGAGGAAACUUCCAAGCUGAGGAUCGGAGCGCUAAUUGAAGAUGUCUUCCUUUGCCAGUUCCAGCCAGACAACCAGGGCUGGAUGGACAUGGAAUUCGACUUGGCCCUACAGAAAGAGAUUCUGCAGAUCCUGUGGCAGCUUGCCCAGCACUACGUGUCGGCCGUGGCCUCCUCCACGACUGCCCCAAACCAGGUGGCCGCGCAGGUACUCACCAUGAGGUGCCUGCACGUCGCUUACGAGACGAUCUUGAGGAGAGCUGCCUCUGAUGGCAUGCUCCCCACGACCCAGGCGAUCUUGGCACCUGGCGGAGGGGACGAUGUGGAUGCCUAUAGGAACAUGUGGAGCUUCGGUGGCGACGCAGAUCUCAGGGGCCGCGGUGUGGCUUCUGCGACCGAAUGUUUGCCGCUGUCCACUCCGCACUUGGCGGAGGCCCGAGAUGCGCUUCAGCGGCAUCCCCUGGGCGGCGGCGCCAGUGGCGACUCCGCAUGGGACGUGUCUCUGUGCGCCUUGAAGUUCGACGCGCGCGCGUUGAACUCAACGCAGCAGCUCGUGACCGACCUGGUCAAGAAGGUGCUGAGAAUCCCGGGGAGCGAACUCCCGCCCGGUCACAGCGAGGACUGGCCUAAGUGGACGGUGCCUUUUGGUUGGGCGUUGAACGGCAGCGGCCCAAUCAGGCAGAAGGCUCCAGAGUUCUACUGGUGGCGCGACCUCGUGGUCUGGUGCAAGUACAUCUGCUUGGAUCCCAAAUGCAGGCAGUUCAAGGGCGUCUGGAACGCCAAAGACGCGCAGAUUCGCUGGUCCAUCGGCUACUGCCAGCCCUGCGAGAUCCUGAAGGCUCAGAUUGGGGCCUUCAACAUCAAGUUCGACAUGUUGAGCAAAGGCUUCGUGGCUGCCAGCGGUGCAGACCUCAACGCGGCAGGGCUCAAGGGCGCGAACAGCGAAGACGACGUGAUCCACGCCCCGACGCUUCCAGACUUCGGGAAGGCCUUCGCACAAGAAGAGGCUGAGCAUGUGUUGAGCAGCCUCACGGUGCCCUACCUCCGAGUGCCUUUGCUCCUCCACUUCCUGGCGGCCGAUCGCCUCCAUGCACUCAAGCAGACGUCUGUGCAGCAGCUUCUUUGGGCAGCGAUGUUAGAGCCGGCCACCUGGGUGGAUGACCGGAACCCGCCCCCCGUGGAGCAAGCUCCCGAGAGGGGCUCGAAGCUGGGCGCUGCAUUUGGCCUUCUUCACAACGAGGUGGAGAAGGGUCUCGGUGCGAUUGCACACCCAUUUUGCGCCUUGCUGGACCAGGCUGAGGAAUUGGCAAGUCUGGCGCCGCCUGAGGAGUUUGAUGGGCCGCCUGCAGACAUCCUUCUCUUCUUCGUGAGGCUGUGCAGCCGGUUCCUCGACCAGAUAUUCUACCAGAAAGAUUCAGACAAGUACCGGGACCCGGACUUGAACAUGUACCUGAAGUCUUUGGUGGUAGCAACAACCGUGCAGCACAGUGGAGUGGGGCUCUUCGUGAACCUUGUCGCUAGCGAUGCUUCCGUUCACGGAAACGUGCACAUGACAACCAUUCAGUUCCCUGUCCGCCCCAGGUGCUUUGAGAUUAUUCGCAUUGUUCAACGCCGUUUGCAACAUGAACAGUUCCAGCAGCUGCAGGCCGCAUACGAGCUCUUGAGUGACGAGGCUCGGUUGUGGCGGGGGAAAAGGGCCACAUCCUGGGCUAUUGACAUGAGCGGUGGCAGGGCGGCAGCCUUGUCUUUCAUGCAGUCGGCAGCAAGCGCAAAUGUGGAGGAGCAGGAGAUCUCAGACAGUCUCGCACAUGCUUCUGACGCGCUCCACCAGCUGGACCAGCAGAACGAGUGCUUGGUCCAGGACACUACGGUGAGUGUAUCAGCCUGCCGCGCACACUCGCGGAAGGAGGACCGAGAACGGUCCUCUGCCGAGCUACAAGAACUUCUGCAGGCCGAUGACACCCACGUCUUGGACGAGCAGCUUCAAGAAGCCGAGCAAUGUCGCUUGAAGCUCGAGGAGACCGUUGCAGCUCUGAGACACGAUGCCUUGCAACUCCAGGCUUCAGUGGCUUUGGACAGGGCCACGAAGGAGGUGCAAGACGAGCUCGCUUCCGCUGUAGAAUGCAAGGAAGCCACCACCCGCAGUCGAGACGAACUCUUGGUGGAGAUUCGCCGAUGGGGACAUAAAUUGCGGCCAGAGGACUCUGCUUCUCGUGGCUCGCGCCAUCCACCGUCAUCACCCGUUCAGAGGGCAGAGCAAAAUCUGAGCCUGGAGUUGCUGGAGUACGAAGUACAAGUUGCCGAAGAGGUGGGGGUUGUCUCUGUCGGACUGCAGGGUGGUGACAGAAGUCUCUGCGUCAAUUCGUGCGUGUUUAGCCGUCGACGGAGUGUAUCAGCGAGAAGCGCUACGCAUCGGCGUACGGAAGUGCUCGGUCAUCCAGAAUCUGUGCAGGACUCAGGAAAUCUUUCGUCAUUCCGACGUUGA
Messenger RNA from Symbiodinium sp. CCMP2592, 3750 nucleotides. The record is from the annotation of a GenBank genome assembly. NCBI's taxonomy places the organism in Eukaryota, Dinophyceae, Suessiales, Symbiodiniaceae.